Messenger RNA from Lactuca virosa, 306 nucleotides. Lineage: Eukaryota; Viridiplantae; Streptophyta; Magnoliopsida; Asterales; Asteraceae. The record is from the annotation of a GenBank genome assembly.
AUGGGAGGCGGAGACGAUGACUCAGGGGAAGCACCCGCACCUGCACCUUCACCUUCACCUGCGACGUUCUUGGAGUCUGAUAUUGCAGUGGGUAUGAACAUGCAGCACGCUGUAUCAUCUUUUAACCUUCGUAACAAGAUCACCAAUUUCAUGCCUCCUUCUUCAUAUUACCACCACAACCAGCUUCACAAUCAUCAAGCUUCGACUGAAAUUGGUGGUGGGCGUAGUCUUCGGGUCAGACAGUGGUGGAGCAACGGAAGUUUCAGGGAAAGUACUUUUCACUGCGACUCAGUGGCAAGAGCUUGA